Messenger RNA from Dentiscutata heterogama, 186 nucleotides. The record is from the annotation of a GenBank genome assembly. NCBI's taxonomy places the organism in Eukaryota, Fungi, Glomeromycota, Glomeromycetes, Diversisporales, Gigasporaceae.
AUGGCAGGUGCAUUAGGUCCCCAUGGUUUCCCUCAACCAGGAAGAGGUUACGUCUUUGUGAGUAAAUUAUUAGGAGCGUCAAUGUUAUUCUGGAUGUUAUAUCGUGGAAAAAAAGACGGACCUGUACUUUUGGGUUUAAGACAUCCCUGGGAACAUCAUGGACAUCAUGAAAACGAACACCAUUAA